This is a messenger RNA of Alternaria atra, 1131 nucleotides long. RefSeq lists its product as uncharacterized. The transcript has 2 exons. Gene Ontology annotation, biological process: proteolysis. NCBI's taxonomy places the organism in Eukaryota, Fungi, Ascomycota, Dothideomycetes, Pleosporales, Pleosporaceae. Gene Ontology annotation, cellular component: extracellular region. The record is from RefSeq and is a predicted model, not a curated record. Bases 1 to 1131 code for a protein of 376 amino acids. Gene Ontology annotation, molecular function: serine-type endopeptidase activity.
AUGGAGCUCACCGGAUUCCUCGCUGCCCUGGCAGUCUUCCUGCCUAUCGUCUACGGUGCCCCUACCACGGCCGCCAACAGCCUACACCCCGAGAUCCUCGCUGCCAUGAAGCGCGAUUUGGGACUCGAUGCUGAGCAGGCGCAUGUCCGUGUUGCCCGCGAGCUCAAGGCCACUGAGGUCAUCGAGCAGCUACGUACCAAGGCUGGUAGCUCCUUCGGUGGCGCCUGGCUCGUCGAUGGCGAGCUCAAGGUCGCCGUCACUGACGAGGCCUUGACAUCUGAUGUCGCUGAUGCUGGUGCCACCGCCUUGGUUGUUUCAACUCCUCUCUCCAAGCUCCAGGAAGCCCAGAAGGCACUUGACAACCUGGACAUUGAGUCAGCCCUUGGCAAGCGCUCAGAGGCCGCAAACGGAAUUGCGGCUUACUAUGUUGACAUCGCCGCCAACAAGCUCGUACUUGAGGCCCUUGCCGACAGCACCGCUCAGGCUGAGGAGCUGGCCAAGCAAGUCGGCCUCACUGAGGCCGAGUUCGAAGUCAAGACCGUUCAGGCUUUGCCGACCACAUUCGCCACCAUUCGCGGUGGUGACGCCUACCUCAUCAACCGCGCCGGACGAUGCUCUGUCGGCUUCUCUGUCACUGGCGGUUUCGUUUCUGCUGGCCACUGCGGCACUACUGGCAACACUGCCUCUACCACCGCCGGUGCUACUAUUGGAACCUUCGCGGGUUCAGUCUUCCCAGGAAACGGCGACUACGCUUACAUUCGCGGUACUACUGGAAACACCUACACUGGCAGAAUCAACAACUACAACGGCGGUACACUUCCUGUUUCAGGCAGCACCGCUGCCGCCACUGGAGCCAGCAUCUGCCGCUCCGGUUCCACCACCGGUGUCUUCUGUGGCACCGUCCGCUCUCUGGGAGCCACCGUCUCUUACGCUGAGGGGCGUGUUACUGGUCUCACCCAGACCAGUGUCUGCGCCGAGCCCGGCGACUCUGGCGGUUCUUUCUACUCUGGUGCUCAAGCCCAGGGUGUCACCUCCGGAGGCUCUGGCAACUGCCAGAGCGGCGGAACAACCUACUUCCAGCCCGUCAACGAGAUCCUGUCAGCUUACGGACUCACUCUGACCCGUGGUUAA